GACAAAAAAUCUGGUUGGUAGGCAAAGGUCCCAAAAAGAAAUACGACAAAUCGAGGGAGGAGGGAGAAAGAGCAGCCGCUCGCACACCAGCCCCUCAGCCGCACGAACCCAAUCGCUGUCGCCAUACAGCCCCGUCUCACGUUGUGCGAAUAUGGCGAAAUUCGCACUUGGGUCGGAACCAGUGGUGGGAUCGCUGACGCCGUCGAAGAAGAGAGAGUACAAGGUCACCAAUAGGCUUCAAGAGGGCAAGCGCCCCCUUUACGCCGUCGUUUUCAACUUCAUCGACUCCCGCUUCUUCAACGUCUUCGCCACUGUCGGUGGCAAUCGGGUGACCGUUUACCAAUGUCUUGAAGGAGGUGUUAUAGCUGUGUUGCAGUCUUACAUUGAUGAGGAUAAGGAUGAGUCUUUUUACACUGUGAGCUGGGCAUGCAAUAACGAUGGAUCUCCAUUUGUUGUGGCCGGUGGAAUCAAUGGUAUAAUCCGUGUCAUUGAUGCCGGCACUGAGAAGAUACAUAAGAGUUUUGUUGGUCAUGGAGACUCGAUAAACGAAAUAAGGACUCAGCCACUUAAACCGUCUCUUAUCGUGUCAGCAAGCAAAGAUGAGUCGGUUCGCCUAUGGAAUGUAGAAACUGGAAUAUGCAUUUUGAUAUUUGCUGGAGCUGGGGGCCACCGGAAUGAGGUGUUGAGUGUGGAUUUCCAUCCUUCAGACACGUAUCGCAUUGCAAGUUGUGGCAUGGACAAUACAGUAAAGAUCUGGUCAAUGAAAGAGUUCUGGACCUAUGUAGAGAAAUCUUUCACAUGGACUGACCUCCCAUCAAAAUUCCCGACAAAAUAUGUACAAUUUCCUGUGUUCAUAGCCUCUGUUCAUUCGAACUAUGUUGACUGUAAUAGGUGGCUUGGUGACUUUGUCCUAUCAAAGAGUGUGGACAAUGAAAUUGUGUUGUGGGAACCUAAAAUGAAGGAACAGUCUCCUGGGGAGGGAACAGUUGACAUCCUUCAAAAGUACCCUGUUCCAGAGUGUGAUAUUUGGUUCAUUAAGUUUUCGUGUGAUUUCCAUUAUAACGCGGCUGCUAUAGGAAAUCGCGAGGGAAAGAUAUAUGUUUGGGAACUUCAAUCUAGCCCUCCCGUUCUUAUUGCAAGGUUGUCUCAUGCUCAAUCAAAAUCUCCAAUCAGACAGACGGCCGUGUCCUUUGAUGGAAGCACCAUACUCAGCUGCUGCGAGGACGGGACGAUUUGGCGUUGGGAUGCCAUAGCUAGUUCCUAGCACCUAUCCAAGGCAUUUUUGUUGAAAGGUUUUUCUUCAAGUGCAUUUUGCAGUUGAAUAGCAUCUUGUAUCUAUGUGAUGGUAUUUAGAACAGAGAACUAGGAUUAUAAAAAUCUUAUGGAUAUGAUAGAUUUUUUUACUUCUCAACUUAAACUACCAACACAUUUCGUAAACAAUUAGAAAUGAGUGGCAGACUGGAGACUGCCACCGACAAAAGUAAUUUAAAAGGGUUAUUUA
Molecule: messenger RNA, 1501 nt
Organism: Morus notabilis
Lineage: Eukaryota; Viridiplantae; Streptophyta; Magnoliopsida; Rosales; Moraceae
Product: polycomb group protein FERTILIZATION-INDEPENDENT ENDOSPERM
Exons: 13
Coding region: 152-1264 (370 amino acids)
Biological process (GO): negative regulation of transcription by RNA polymerase II
Cellular component (GO): ESC/E(Z) complex
Molecular function (GO): nucleosome binding; protein binding
Source: RefSeq, a predicted model, not a curated record